Molecule: messenger RNA, 1149 nt
Organism: Eremomyces bilateralis CBS 781.70
Lineage: Eukaryota; Fungi; Ascomycota; Dothideomycetes; Eremomycetales; Eremomycetaceae
Product: Clavaminate synthase-like protein
Exons: 1
Coding region: 234-1076 (280 amino acids)
Molecular function (GO): 2-oxoglutarate-dependent dioxygenase activity
Source: RefSeq, a predicted model, not a curated record
GCAUUUUCGACGCGCCAGGAUCUGGUUGAGUCAUGCCAUUUCCGACCUCUCCGGGCCUGUGUCUCACCAGACGACCAGAGAAGACAAUCAAAGAUUCCCGGUCUCAUCUCAUCAGGACCUGUUUAUUACUAUCGUGAUUGACGCCUGUCUUAAAGUGUGCUGUCUGCGAGCAUGAGCUCUUUACAAUAAAUUGUUUCCACGAGAGCAUUGUCUGAGCGACGACACAUCCCCCAAUGCAACGACUCUCUUGCCAAUUCAAACCGUUGAUAGCAAUCGAAAACCUCAACGCCCUCAAGUUCAAGUCACAAUUUUUUCAAUCUUCCACUCCGGUGUUGCUUCGUAACACCGUCCAACCCCGCAUCAACGCCAUCGAUAAGUGGUUCGAUGGCAAUGGCAAGCUGGACAUUGGCUACCUGGGGAAAUAUAGCUCAACUAUUGUUCCGCUGGAGCAUACGGUGAAGUCUCAGGAUGGCUCAGGGACCGUUGAAUUCCGCCGGCAAAAUGUCCCUUUGGAUUUAUUCUUGAAAUGGGUGGAUAUGAAGCAAUCUGCUGCAGAAGGUCAUGAUUCCAACUUGUACCUGGCGCAAGCCUCUCUCGACGAGCUCCCCGGGCCGCUUAUUCAUGACCUACCGCUCCCCGAGCUAGUUCAAAAAGCCGGGAAAGGUGACGUCUAUGGGUCAAGUCUUUGGAUGGGCUACCCACCGACUGUGACGCCCUUGCACCGUGACCCAAAUCCAAACUUGCUGGUGCAAUUGGCGGGAGAGAAGCAGAUCAGAAUGAUCGCACCAGAUGAUGGAAAGCAGGUGUUUCAGGAGGUGAAGAUGAGAGUCGGAAGACAAGGUAUCGGGAGGAUGCGAGGAGUGGAGAUGAUGGGCGGGGAGGAGAGGAGAGUAGCAGAGGACUUGAUUUGGGGUGAGAAGCAAGGAGAAGAGCUGGUUCAUGGAGUUGAGGCGUGCCUUUAUCCAGGUGAUGCUGUGUUUAUUCCUCUGAGUUGGUGGCACGCCGUACGAGGGGUAGGAGGCAAAAUAUCGGCAUCAGUAGGUAUCACAUUUCUUAUUGUCAUCGGAUCCAGCUAACUAUUAAAAGGUGAAUUGGUGGUUUCGCUGAAAUAUACAGGGGGAGGCAUCCGCUCCAUGUCCACACGUCCUC